CCUAGGACGAGAGCACGCCCGAACGUGCCCACGGCGUCCCGCCCCUCCGUGCUGCUUCCCAGUCAGCGUGCCUCCACGCGCAACAGGCCGUGCGCGGUUUGCAUUUCCUCCCUCCUUGUGAAUAAUGCUAAAGAACUCAGAGCCUGCAGGAAACGGAGAGGAAGAAGACAGGUCUGUUCCCUGCAAGCAGGUGAAGGUAGAUGUGUCCGACAGUAUGUCUGCAUUAAGUUUUGAUAGCCCCACUGCUCUUUUUGAAAGUUUAAUCUCACCCAUCAAGGUAGAGACUUUUUUCAAGGAAUUCUGGGAGCAGAAGCCCCUUCUCAUUCAGAGGGAUGACCCUUCAGUGGCCACAUAUUACCAGUCUCUGUUCAGACUCUCAGAUCUGAACAGGAUCUGCCUUCAAGGAUUGUACUAUGGAAAAGAUGUGAACGUCUGCCGGUGCAUCAAUGGGAAGAAGAAGGUUUUAAAUAAGGAUGGCAAAGUACACUUCCUUCAGCUGAGAAAAGAUUUUGAUCAGAAGAGGGCAACAAUUCAGUUUCACCAACCACAAAGAUUUAAGGAUGAACUUUGGAAGAUCCAGGAAAAGUUGGAAUGUUACUUUGGCUCCUUAGUCGGCUCAAAUGUAUACAUGACUCCAGCAGGAUCUCAGGGCCUCCCUCCCCAUUAUGAUGAUGUCGAGGUUUUUAUCCUGCAGCUGGAGGGAGAGAAACACUGGCGCCUCUACUCCCCAACUGUGCCCCUGGCACAUGAGUACAGUGUGGAGCCUGAGGCCCGGAUUGGCACACCAACACAUGACUUCAUAUUGAAGCCUGGUGAUUUGUUGUACUUCCCCAGAGGGACCAUUCAUCAGGCAGAAACUCCUUCAGGCCUGGCCCACUCCACUCAUGUGACCAUUAGCACCUACCAGAACAACUCAUGGGGAGAUUGCCUUUUGGAUUCCCUUUCUGGCCUUGUAUAUGACAUUACCAAGGAAGAUGUGGCUCUGAGGACUGGAAUACCCCGGCAGAUGCUCAUGAAGGUGGAAACCCCAACUGCUGCACUAAGAAAGUUGAGUGGCUUUCUGAGGACCCUUGCAGACCGGCUAGAGGACAGAAAAGAACUCCUGUCAUCAGACAUGAAGAAGGAUUUUGUCAUGCACAGACUCCCCCCUUACUACAUGGAAAGUGGAAUAGACUUGUUGGAACCAGGUAUAAAGUUCCCAACGUUGGACAGCAUAGUAAAACUGCAGUUUAAAGACCACACUGUCUUCACAGUAGGGCCAGAUGAGGAUCAGUCUGAUGAAGCGCCACAAAAAGUGAUUUACAUCUAUCAUUCGCUAAAGAAUCUGAGACAGACACACAUGAUGGGAAAAGAUGAGGAAACACAGGUUCAUGGGCUUCGCUUCCCUUUAUCACAUCUGGAUGCUCUGAAGCAAAUCUGGAGUGGUUCAGCAGUGCCUGUCGAGGACUUGAAACUUCCCACAGAUGAAGAAAAGAGGAACCUGGUACUGUCUCUCUGGACAGAAUGUUUGAUCAAUGUACUCUAGUGCCUGUAUACAGAGAACUGUAAUUUCCUAUGCACAUGUUUUCAUUAAAAGGAGAUUUAAUUCUA
Phodopus roborovskii (desert hamster) is the source of this 1590-nucleotide messenger RNA. It is a transcript of the gene Riox2, whose product is annotated as ribosomal oxygenase 2. The transcript has 10 exons. The record is from RefSeq and is a predicted model, not a curated record. Lineage: Eukaryota; Metazoa; Chordata; Mammalia; Rodentia; Cricetidae. Gene Ontology annotation, molecular function: histone H3K4 demethylase activity; histone H3K36 demethylase activity. Bases 125 to 1525 code for a protein of 466 amino acids. Gene Ontology annotation, cellular component: nucleolus.